AUGACCGAAGACUCCCUCCCCUCCUCCUCCCAAACCCUGCCCUCCCCCACCCUCACCCCCCCCUUCCACCGCCGCCUCCUCUCCUCCCUCACCUCCGAUAUCGACGCCCCCGGCUCCACCAACCUCAUCUCCAUCUACGCCUGCUUCCUCACCGGCUUCACCUCCGCCCCCUCCUUCUCCGCCUGCUUCAUCUGGUGCGGCUUCCAGACCGGCAACGUCGCCCAGCUCGGGCUCGCCAUCGCCAGAUGUUUCGCACCGGGGGAAGAGCGGACGGUCGGGUUCCAGAAGCCGGAUCAGCAGGCGUUGACGAGUUUGGUGGCGUUCUGGAUAGGGACGAGUCUGGGCAGGGUUGGGGAUUGGACGGGGGCGAGGAAGAGGAGGUGGUUGGGUUUGGCGACGUUUAUACAGGCGCUGCUGGCUAUGGCUGCGGCGUUGACGAUCCAUUUCUCUGGUGAAUCUGGUCUUGCUAGUAAUCGCGGCUCUCCCAGCUGGCGUACACCACUAGGCAUGACCGGCCUCGCCUUUCUCUCAGCUACCAUGGGCAUCCAAGGUAUCGUCGGAAAGCGUAUAGCCUCCCCAAUGAACACCACCGUCGUCCUAACCACAACCUGGGUCGAAAUCUUCAACGACCCCUUCCUCUUCUCCUUCACAUACGCCCCCUCCCGGGAUAUCCGUAUUAUGGGCGGCCUUGCCGUCUUUCUGGGGGCGUUCGUGUCGAGAGCGAUACUGGAUGCGUCGUCUUCGGCGGGGGUGGUGGGGGUACUGGCGGGGCUGAGAAUGGUGCAGCUUGGAUGGUGGUUUUUGAUUCCGGACAAGGAGGUGAGGAAGGUGGAGACAGUGAACAAGGCGUAA
Molecule: messenger RNA, 852 nt
Organism: Cryptococcus wingfieldii CBS 7118
Lineage: Eukaryota; Fungi; Basidiomycota; Tremellomycetes; Tremellales; Cryptococcaceae
Exons: 3
Coding region: 1-852 (283 amino acids)
Source: RefSeq, a predicted model, not a curated record